This is a messenger RNA of Brassica napus (rape), 1105 nucleotides long. Its product is annotated as protein LIGHT-DEPENDENT SHORT HYPOCOTYLS 5. Lineage: Eukaryota; Viridiplantae; Streptophyta; Magnoliopsida; Brassicales; Brassicaceae. The coding region runs from base 394 to 957 and encodes 187 amino acids. The transcript has a single exon. The record is from RefSeq and is a predicted model, not a curated record. Gene Ontology annotation, cellular component: nucleus. Gene Ontology annotation, biological process: mRNA transcription; response to light stimulus.
UAUAACAACUAAACUAAAUUAUUGAUACUAGUUUAAGCCCAACACCUCAGAUACAGACAAUACUCCACUGGGCCUCGGCGCUGAUAUUCACCAAAGCCCAACACCUCAGAUACAGCCAAAACACAACGGCUCCCUGAAGCAGCAGAAACAGAGCAAAGAUGGUACGGUGGUGAAGACGCUCUCCCGAGAAAAAGCAGAUUUUGAUCCUCUCCAAGCUUUAGCCGAUGACUCACCAUGACAGCUAACGAUGUAGAUAAGGUUUACUUUUUCUCAUCUAGAUCCUUCCAUGAGAUUGUAUAAAAACAUAGUGAGUAAAAGCAUAUCCUUAAAGAAAAGUUUACAUCUUUUUCAUCCCCUCUUCAUCUCAGACCCUCAAAGAUUCUCAAAUCACAGAUGGAUGGAGAAACCGCAGCAGCAGCGAAGAAGGCAGUGGCAACAGUGGCGAGUUCCACCGCAUCGCCGAGCCGCUACGAGGCACAGAAGAGACGAGACUGGGACACUUUCGUCAAGUAUCUAAAGAACCGCGAGCCACCUCUCUGCCAGUGUCGUUGCAGUGGCGCACACGUCAUUGAGUUCCUCAAGUACCUCGACCAGUUUGGUAAGACCAAAGUCCACGUCGCGGCUUGUCCCUUCUUCGGAGAACCGAACCCACCGGCUCAGUGCACUUGCCCUCUCAGGCAGGCUUGGGGAAGCCUCGACUCUCUCGUCGGCCGCCAAAGGGCUGCGUUCGAGGAUAUCGGCGGUGGUCUUCCAGAGUCAAACCCUUUCGCUGCUAAGGUCGUUAGUAUCUAUCUGAAGGAAGUACGUGAAGCUCAGGGUAAGGCUCGAGGGAUUCCCCACGGCAAGAAAAAAUGGAAACGGCCUCGUGUAGCCAAGGCGACUCUAAACGCCGAUGAUGGAGGAGGUGGCCGUGGAAGUGGUGUUGCUGCUUUGGUUGUUUCUGCAACUAUGGUUUAGUAUAAAUACCCGUUGCUAAAUCUAAUUAUAGUGUUCUUUGCUUUAUAAAUUUUAUAAUUUGCGUAUUCGUUUAUUUGAGUUGUGAAAUGCAAUUAUAAAUGGAAAAAGACGAUCGUAGAUUAUUAUAAUAUGGUUCAUAUUAUGUUUA